AUGUUGACAAUUCAAUGUUUAAAACAACAAUUCAUAAUUAUUUAUUUAUAUAAUCAAUCAUGGAAAAGUGUUCUAUGUAUGAAUGGAAACAAAUUACACAUGUUGGUUAUAACCUUAUUAAUUGGAUGUUUAAUUGAUUUUGCGUUAGCUGAAAAGCAUGAAUGUAAUCAAAAUACAUGUUACUCUGUAUUAUCAGAUACUGCUGCUCGUGUAAUUCAAUCCAACCGUUGUACAACAGAAGAACGUCAAAAACGUAUACAAUGUUUCGAGGUACUACCUGCGGAACAGUAUGCCAUACCAUUAGGACAUACUGUGAAUAUGCAAUGUGUUGUUUUAAAUCAGCAUGGAAAAGUUCAAUGGCGUGCAAAAAAAAUACUUCUUGGUUAUGAUCGUUCUAUACCGGGUUACUCUAGAUUUAGAAUAAUUGGUGAUGUUGGACGAGGAGAGCAUACAUUACAAAUUACAGAUGUUCAACGUGAUGAUGCUGGAGAAUAUGAAUGUCAAGUCACUCCAGUCCCAGUUAAUAAUCAUCCAUUAUUAAGAAGAAAAACGUAUCUAGAAGUUCUUAUUAAGCCGAAUGAACCACAGAUUUUAUAUCAAAAUGUACAGUUACCCGACAGGAAAUUGAUCAUAUCUCAACCAGAUCCUAUUUUGCGUAUUAGUUUGGUUUGUUCUGCAGUUGGUGGCCGACCAGCUCCAAAUUUCAAAUGGUUACUUAACCGUCAUGAAAUACCAAAUCUGGAGGUAAAAACUAAAACACCGAUGAGUCCUAAUGAUGUAGCCAAAAUGAAUAAUUUGCUCAAAAUUUGGGGUAAAUUACAUCCUAUUAUCAAUAAUCAAGAGAAUGAUGAACAAUCUAGUCUAAGUAUCCUUAAAGCUGGUUUAGAAGAUGGUGAUGAAAUUGUAUGCAGUGUAUCAAACGCUGCAACUCAAAUAAAUCAUGAUCCAAUGAAACGUAAUUUAUCGAUAACAAUUACUGUAGAAGUUCAUACUCCUCCCGGUCCUCCGAAAAUCGUCAGUCCUGAAACAAACCAUGUUUAUUUAGAUGGUGAACAGUUACGUGCAGUAUGUGUUUCCUCACCACCUGGCAAACCUUUAGGUGGACUAUUCUGGAGAUGGUUAAUAAGAACAAGUCAAGUUGAUGACAGCAAUAUUCAGAAAAUCAGUGGAAUUGGGGGUAGGGCGGUGCUAGACUCAGUGAUUACACAUCUGUUGAAGCCUAUCUACGAAGUUUAG
Molecule: messenger RNA, 1236 nt
Organism: Schistosoma mattheei
Lineage: Eukaryota; Metazoa; Platyhelminthes; Trematoda; Strigeidida; Schistosomatidae
Source: the annotation of a GenBank genome assembly